Molecule: messenger RNA, 4092 nt
Organism: Oncorhynchus mykiss (rainbow trout)
Lineage: Eukaryota; Metazoa; Chordata; Actinopteri; Salmoniformes; Salmonidae
Source: RefSeq, a predicted model, not a curated record
CGAGGAGUCCGGACCAUGUACCGGCGCCGCUCACAGUGUUGCCCGGGUUACUUUGAGAGGGGAGACAUGUGUGUCCCUCUCUGCUCUGAGGAGUGUACCCAUGGAAGGUGUGUGUCUCCUGAUACGUGUCAGUGUGAGCCAGGCUGGGGAGGACUGGACUGCUCCAGUGGUUGUCAGAGUGACUUCUGGGGCCCCCACUGCAGUAACCGGUGCCAGUGUCAAAACGAGGGCAAGUGUAACCCCAUCACGGGGGCGUGUGUGUGUACAGACGGGUACCAGGGUUGGCGCUGCGAAGAGCCCUGUGAACCUGGGUACUAUGGCAAGGCCUGCCAUCUCAUCUGCCAGUGUCUCAACGGAGCCACCUGCCAUCAUCAGACUGGAGAGUGCAUCUGUUCUCUGGGAUACUCUGGAGCCUUCUGUGGUGAGCGGUGUCCCAGUGGUAGUCAUGGACAACAGUGUGAUCAGAGCUGUUCCUGUCAGAACGGAGGAUCCUGUCAUCACGUCAGUGGAGAGUGUUCCUGUCCCGCUGGAUGGACGGGCUCAGUGUGUGCCCAGCCGUGCCAAGUGGGCAAGUAUGGCAUCAACUGCAGCAAGGACUGCUCCUGCCUUAACGGUGGACUGUGUGACCAUGUCGCUGGUCAGUGCCAGUGUACCCCAGGUUACAGUGGACGGAGAUGCCAGGAGGAGUGUCCGGUGGGGUGGUACGGUCCUCAGUGCAGCCUGCGUUGUGACUGUCAGAACGGUGCUAAGUGUUACCAUAUCAACGGGGCGUGUCUCUGUGACACAGGCUUUAAAGGACCUCACUGUCAGGAGAGGUUCUGUCCCCCAGGCCUGUACGGACUCAUCUGUGACAAGUACUGUCCCUGUAAUGCCUCCAACACUGUCAGCUGUCACCCCUUGUCAGGUGAGUGCAGCUGUACAGCAGGAUGGGCGGGGCUCUACUGCAACGAGACCUGUCCACCUGGUUACCACGGCGACGGAUGCAGGUUGCCAUGCAGCUGUUCCCACGGGGCCGACUGUCACGGAGUCACUGGGGCCUGCGUCUGUGCCCCUGGUUACAUGGGAGAUGACUGCUCUUCUCUAUGUCCUCCGGGGCUAUACGGUCCUAGUUGCUCCUCUACCUGCUCCUGUCAUAACCAUGCCCCCUGCUCCCCCAUCGAUGGAUCCUGUAGCUGCAGAGAAGGUUGGCAGGGAGUGGACUGCUCUACUCUGUGCUCCAGUGGUAGCUGGGGUCUGGGCUGUAAUCAGAGCUGUCUGUGUGCCAACGGCGCAGCCUGUGACCCCAUGGAUGGUGUCUGUACCUGCUCCCCAGGCUGGAGAGGGGAGCACUGCCUCCUACCCUGUCCUGAUGGAAUGUACGGUCUGGAGUGUCGUGGGCAUUGUGACUGUAGUCAUGGCGAUGGCUGUGACCACGUCACCGGCUUCUGUCGCUGCCUCGCUGGAUGGACAGGUAUCCGGUGUGACAGUGUGUGUCCUCAGGGGUUGUGGGGUCCAAACUGCUCCGUCACCUGCUCCUGUCAGAAUAGAGGAUCCUGCUCACCGGAGGACGGUACCUGUGUCUGUUCCCCGGGUUACAGAGGGACCUCCUGCAAGAGAGUCUGUUCUCCUGGGUUCUAUGGGCACCGCUGUAGCCAGUCAUGUCCACAGUGUGUCCACAGCUCUGGAUCGUGCCAUCAUGUGACUGGUCACUGUGACUGUCUGUCCGGCUUCUAUGGCUCCCUGUGCAACCAAGUGUGUUUCAGUGGCAGUUACGGUAAGGGCUGUUCUGAGAUCUGUUUGUGCACCAACAACGGGACCUGUAACCCCAUCGAUGGAUCCUGUCAGUGUUUCCCUGGUUGGAUAGGAGAAGACUGCUCUCACAGUUGUCCAUUAGGGUUCUAUGGUAGAGACUGUACUGAGGUGUGUCGCUGUCAGAAUGGCGGAAACUGUGAUCACAUGACAGGACAGUGUGCCUGUCUCACCGGCUUCAUUGGGACCAGCUGUGAACAGAAGUGUCCCCCUGGUACGUUUGGUUACGGCUGCCAGCAGCUGUGUGACUGUAUGAACAACGCCACCUGUGACUAUGUGACUGGAACCUGUUACUGCAGCAUCGGAUACAAAGGCAUCCGCUGUGACCAAGCUGCUCUGAUGAUGGAGGAGUUGAACCCUUACACUAAGAUCAGUCCAGCGCGGGGAGGUUCAGAGCACCAGUCAGCUGGGGCUGUGAUGGGCAUCAUCUUCCUCCUCCUCCUCAUCAUGAUGGCUAUGCUCAGCCUGUUUGUCUGGUUCCGACAGAGACAGAAGGACAAGGGACACCACAUGCAGCCUAGUGUGGCAUAUACACCUGGCCUGAGGAUAACAAACACCGACUAUUCUGAGUGUGGCAGUACGGUAGCCAUGCGUCCCUCCACCCUGGAUGUGUCCCAGACUCUAACCCAGAGUGGUAGCAGCUUAUCAGGAAGCUGUAUCUCCAACCCCUCCUAUCACACCGUGUCUGUACCUCAGUAUAGCCUGGCCUCAACUAUCACCACCAACCUGGAUAGCACGUUCACUGUCGCGUCCAGCUCCCUGAAAGGAGUCAGGAAUGGAUCAGAGUGGAGAGCCUACUGCAACCUCAACCACCUGGAGCCAACUGUUAGUGUUCUACAGGGACUUAAUGGAAUGGCCACUGGUUUCUCCCAGAAUCCCUAUGACCUUCCCCGGAGCAGCCACCUACCCAGCGGCCUCAACCUCAUCCCCCGCCACUACGACAUCCUGCCCAUGAGCCACAGCCCCACAGACACCCCACCCCCUCCCCCAGAGAGCCCCAGCUCCCUGCUCUAGAGGAAGGGACAUACCCUGGUCCCUCCAUCCAGCCCCUGACAUUGUUUCUGACAACGUUUGGCUAACAUCCAAACUAACAUCCAGCCCUCUCCCCGUUUCCAUGCAUGAUGACAAUGUAGUAGUGAGGAUGCUAUCAGCGAUAGAGGGCAGGGGUUGGAGCUAGUUUACACCAUGAGGACUGAGGAGGACAGAGAGGGAUCGACUCCCCCUUUAAACCCUAAUGAGGAGAAAGAGAAAGAGAGAGAGAGCCCCCUCCUCUUCACCGUUACAGAGACUCACACACCAGCCACCAUUCAUCUGCUGUUUCCUCCAAGACUGUCAGUGGGAAGACUCCAACUUUUCACUCUGGACCUCUGGAAUGGAUCCUACCAUUGAUUUUAAAGUGUACUAAGGUGACAUCAUGUUCCUAAUAUUCCCAAUAUAGACGUGUGGUCAGACAAAUGAUAUCCACAGAAGUUAGAUCAAAGUAUCCACCAAUGUGUCAGUCCUGACCUGAGCGCUCUCUCUCUGUGGUGUGACUGAGAGACAUGAUGACUCCUGCAGUCAUUCAGACCAGACCUGAGAGCUCUCUCUCUCUCUGUGGUGUGACUGAGAGACAUGAUGACUCCUGCAGUCAUUCAGACCAGACCUGAGAGCUCUCUCUCUCUGUGGUGUGACUGAGAGACAUGAUGACUCCUGCAGUCAUUCAGACCAGACCUGAGUGCUCUGUCUCUCUGUGGUGUGACUGAGAGACAUGAUGACUCCUGCAGUCAUUCAGACCAGACCUGAGCGCUCUCUCUCUCUCUGUGGUGUGACUGAGAGACAUGAUGACUCCUGCAGUCAUUCAGACCAGACCUGAGAGCUCUCUCUCUCUGUGGUGUGACUGAGAGACAUGAUGACUCCUGCAGUCAUUCAGACCAGACCUGAGUGCUCUGUCUCUCUGUGGUGUGACUGAGAGACAUGAUGACUCCUGCAGUCAUUCAGACCAGACCUGAGCGCUCUCUCUCUCUGUCGUGUGACUGAGAGACAUGAUGACUCCUGCAGUCAUUCAGACCAGACCUGAGAGCUCUCUCUCUCUGUGGUGUGACUGAGAGACAUGAUGACUCCUGCAGUCAUUCAGACCAGACCUGAGUGCUCUGUCUCUCUGUGGUGUGACUGAGAGACAUGAUGACUCCUGCAGUCAUUCAGACCAGACCUGAGAGCUCUCUCUCUCUGUGGUGUGACUGAGAGACAUGAUGACUCCUGCAGUCAUUCAGACCAGACCUGAGCGCUCUCUCUCUCUCUGUCGUGUGACUGAGAGACAUGAUGACU